UGAAAAGCUGACUUUUCUGAAACAUUGGGCUUUCAACUGACAGCUACCACAUGAAAGUUAAUGUGCAGAUUUCAAGAAAACAUGGUAAAAAGUCAGUUAUGUCAAAAUUAAAUUUAGGGAACAGGGUGCUAAUAGUUACAGCUCUGAUUAUUUUCUUAGCCAAAGAAAUGGAUCAAUGUUUUUCAGUGUGUGCGUCAGAGACCAUUGAGUAGGUGGCUGGAUGCGUAUGUGUGUGUGUGUGUGUUUGUGUGUAUGUGUGUGUAGGUGUGUGUGAUGAUGGGUGGAGAAGCAGGUAAAUUAAUAUAACAGCUGGUUUGAGGUUUAUGGCGAGAAAUGAUUGUGAAAGGUCAUAAGACAGAGCCUGACAUUUACCAAGGCAUACAUCUUAUUGCUAGUAAUGCACACACACACACACACACACACACACACACACACACACACACACACACACACACACACACACACACACACACACAAAGAAGAGGAUGGCAGAUUUCAGCAUCUAUCCUUGACAAGUUGUUGACAGCAGAGCGGGGAGGAUGGGAAGCCAGAAACAGCCGUUGUUUGUCUGCUGUUCGGAUCUACUUCUGAUCAAACAUUACUUAUCGGGAUUUGCACAAGCAUUGCAUGAUCCGUGGCUUAAGAUGCAACACACUCAAAUUCUUUCUCUUUUCCUCGAACACAAACAUACACACACACAAGCACGUGGGCUGGCAGAGCUCCAGCUUCAUUACAACAGCACUCUGGCAGGCUGAUUGAGUGAUCAAAACUAAUCGCAUUUAAUCAUGUCUAAUCACAUGUAAUAAACAACACUGAGUGCUCAGGCAUGACAUGACUCUCCACUCUCUCUCCAUCACUCCCUUUUCCUCUUCUCUCCUCUUGUCAUUCCUUGACCCUCCUGCCCCCUCAAACACCCACGAGCAACACUUCCUUCUUCUCCUUCUCCAUCGGCCUUCUCCUUUGUCUUUCAUGUUUGCGCCCAGUGAAAAAUAAGACUGAUCGCACGUGAGAGAUGCAAGAGAAAAGGGUAAAAGGAGGGUGUCAAAAAGAAGAGAUAAAGACAAAUAAAAGAAAAGGUGAUGAAUAGACACCCUCAGUAGAACACACAGCCGCCCCGGCAGGCGCAGCUCGCAGUACUUUUGUGGUGUUGUACUCUCAAAGAAGGAACAAGAUGCUCUUCCUUCCGGCUUCGCUGUGUGACUAACAGCUUUGUCAGAACAACUGGAAGAGGAUGAUCUGGCAGUCACGGGCAAUAUUUUCAACAUUAUCAUCUUCUUUCCAAUUUAUAUUCAGUACACAGCUUUAAAAGCUUCAAGUCUUAAGCCCUUGCGAUUUCUUCCAGUGUUUUUCUAUGCUUUGAUCAGAUUUUGAAGUCCCACUGAGAUGCCUCUUUAAACUGCAGUUACAUGUAAUAAUGCAGUGUGAUAACUGGAACUGGUAGGGAUUUAAGUAGACUGCACACAGAGUGUAAAUAUUCUUAUGGCAUGAAUUUACAACAGUUGCAUGGGAUGUUACGAGAGCUCAUCUGAUAAAGUUCCUCGUUUGUAAUAUUUGUGAAAAUGUAAAAACCCUUGAGGCACAAACUCAAUCUUGCAUGACCUUAAAAUAUAAGCUCCCUUGUUAUCUCAGAUCAGCUCUCCUGUUUUCCUAUUCCUCUUCUUCUCUACCCUGUUUCCAAACCUAAUCUUUAUUAAACUAGAAGGCUGCUUUUGGAGGACAGAAAGGAAAACAAACCGCUCCCACCUUGGUGUUAUAUCAUCCCUUUUAAGGCAUUAGUAUGCUUCAAAUCAAGUGUUUGUCGCAUGGUCACACAGCAUGUGAAACACCCUCCCCCUACACCAGAAAUGAGGGGCCAUUUCCUUCUUUACAAAUCUGACAAUUGGCCGAGCUUGUCUCACUUCAUGCAGCAACAGGCUGGGUGUGUAAAGGGAAGAACGUAGACAGGAUUCGAAUUUCUCUCUCACGCCCUCUGUAUUAGUUCCUGCCACAUUUUGUGAGCACAACAACAAAAUCUCCAUUUGUAGUUUCAGCGUGCCUCACCUCUCUAUGAUGGCAGGCUUUUCGCCCCAACUUCAAGUGUGGACAUUCAGAUUAGCUAUAAACACUUUUGCCUUUAGAUGUAGUCCCACAACAUGUGAAAUGAACUAGUUCAGACUUCACUCUGAAGAGAGGUCACUUCCUUCUGGUUGGUAUCAGCUGAGAUAAGAUCCUCCACCCUUUCUACUGUCUUUCAAAUUUACAGAUGUACUGAUUUUCUAUGUGGAAAGAUAGUUUAUCAAAGUCAAAAGAGAUAAAAAAAAAAAAAAAAUACAUUGGCUCUUGUUAAAUUUGAUCGGACCGAUCAGAGGCAGACUGUAAUUAAGAUAACCACCAAAUCUUCAAAGGAAGCUUCAGUGAGGAAAGUAAAUACUUGUGAUUUGUAAACCAUGAGAUAUUUGCCGGUGGUACCGCCAUACGCUCUUUCAUUUCAUAAAUAAUCUGCUUCUUCUUGCCUACAGAACGCUGCAAAUGAAUUGUCAAGUGGUUGGAUGGUUUUCACAGUGCCAGACUGAAACAAAAGCAUCAAGUGUCCUGAAGAGCAAAACUAACUCUAGUAAUCCCUGGCGACGUCUGAGAUGCUUUGCUUCGGCUGGCGGCGGUUGUUGACUCGCGCUCGCUGCGAGUGGCCCUUCGAGACAGCAUACAGGAGCUGCUACCCAGCACGGAGUGUGUAUGUGUCUACAUGCUGGAGGGAGACUCGAGGCUGCUAUCUGACGACCCGCCACAUGAACUGCCACUGGAGGGAAAGAUCAGGAGCAUUGUGGACCAGCUGAAGCGAUGUCAGUGUGCCGGCCUCCCUCCAUCCGAACUGCCAGAAAAAUACAGAAUUUGCCUCGCAGCGCCGUUGGCAGCACACAGAAGAGCUGUUGUUAUUCCCGUUCUGGGCCAGGACCAGGACAAGGCCAUUGCUGUCUUACUGGUUGGCUGUAAUCCACUAUCUGAUCAGGAUGAACUGCAUCUUAGCAUGGUGGAAAAACAUGCCUCAGUGGCAUGCGUGCGAGUCCAGGCUAUUCAGACGUCCUACCAGAGGCCUCCCCUCAGCCCCUCACCCAUACAGUCCCACAAUGCACUACUGCACCUCAACGUCUCAGAACAGGACUACUGCGAGCUGGACCGCAACAUUCUGCAACUCUGUGGUGAGCUCUAUGACCUUGAUGCAGCCUCUCUCCAGCUCAAAGUCAUCAAUUAUCUGCAGCAGCAGACUCGGUCGCAGUGUUGUUGCCUGCUGCUGGUGUCCGAGGACAACCACCAGCUGUUCUGCCAGGUAGUUGGAGACAAAGUCCUGGAAGAGGAGAUCAGCUUCCCGCUGAUGUUUGGACGUUUUGGUCAAGUUGUGGAGAAGAAGAAGUCAAUUACUCUUCAGGACAUCAGUGCUGAGGAGCGAAGGCAGCUGUCCAGUAUGUUAGGCUGCGAGAUCUCCUCCAUGCUUUGUGUCCCAGUGGUCAGCAGGGCCACUGGUCAGGUGGUGGCACUAGCAUGCGCCUUCAACAAGCAAGGUGGCCAGAGACACACAGAGGCAGAUGAGCAUGCCAUCCAGCACUGUUUCUGCUACACUUCAACGGUCCUCACUUCAACUUUGGCCUUCCAGAAAGAACAGAAACUCAAAGUGGAGUGCCAGGCACUCUUACAAGUGGCCAAGAAUCUCUUCACACACUUGGAUGAUGUGUCAGUGCUGUUACAGGAAAUUAUAGUGGAGGCCAGGAACCUCAGUGAUGCAGAGAUCUGUUCAGUGUUCCUGCUGGAUCGCGUCAGUCAUGAGCUGGUGGCGAAGGUGUUUGACGGUGGCGUGGUUAGUGACGAAGAGAACGAGUUUCGUAUCCCAGCAGACCAGGGUAUCGCAGGCCAUGUGGCAACCACUGGUCAGAUCCUAAACAUUAAGGACGCCUACUCCCAUCCUCUCUUCUACCGAGGCGUGGAUGACAGCACCGGCUUCAAGACUCGCAACAUCCUCUGUUUCCCCAUCAAAGAUGAAAACAACGAGGUGAUUGGAGUGGCGGAGUUGGUGAAUAAAAUGAACGGGCCGUGGUUCAACCGCUUCGAUGAGGAUCUGGCCACAGCUUUCUCCAUCUACUGUGGUAUCAGCAUUGCCCAUUCUCUGCUGUACAAGAAGGUCCACGAAGCUCAGUUCAGAUCCACCCUGGCCAAUGAAAUGAUGAUGUACCACAUGAAGGUUUCAGAGGAGGAGGUGUCUAAGCUGCUGGUGACGGGGAUUGAACCAGUGAAGGAGAUCUACCCCUGCUUCGCUGAGUUCACGUACACGCCUCGCUCCCUGCCUGACGACACCACACCCAUGUGCGUCCUCAGCAUGUUUGAAGAUAUGGGUUUCAUCAACACAUACAAGAUUGACCUGCACACUCUCGCCAGGUUCUGUCUGAUGGUGAAGAAAGGCUACAGAGACCCUCCCUACCACAACUGGAUGCACGCUUUCUCUGUCUCACAUUUCUGCUACCUGCUCUACAAAAACCUAGGGCUGUCCAACUACCUCGAGGAUAUAGAGAUUUUAGCUCUCUUUGUCUCCUGUUUGUGCCAUGACCUGGACCAUCGUGGCACCAACAAUUCUUUCCAAGUCGCCUCGCAAUCUGUUCUGGCUGCUCUCUACAGCUCCGAGGGAUCUGUGAUGGAGAGACAUCACUUCGCCCAGGCCAUUGCCAUUCUGAACACUCAAGGCUGCAACAUCUUUGAGAAGUUCUCCAGAAAGGACUACCAGCGCAUGCUGGAUUUGAUGAGAGACAUCAUACUGGCGACAGACCUGGCUCACCACCUUCGCAUUUUCAAGGACUUGCAGAAGAUAGCUGAUAAUGGAUACAAUCCAAAAAGCCGUACCCACCGCUCUAUGCUGCUGUGCCUGUUGAUGACAUCGUGUGACCUGUCAGACCAAACCAAGGGCUGGAAAACCACCCGCAAGAUUGCUGAGCUGAUUUAUAAAGAGUUCUUCUCUCAAGGAGAUCUGGAAAAAGCCAUGGGGAACAGGCCCAGUGAGAUGAUGGACAGAGAAAAAGCAUACAUCCCAGAACUACAGAUAAGCUUCAUGGAACAUAUUGCCAUGCCAAUCUACAAGCUGCUAUCUGAACUGUUUCCUGGGGCCACUGAGUUAUAUGAGAGAGUGGCGGCAAAUCGGGAGCAGUGGACCAAAGUGUCCCACAAGUUCACCAUCCGUGGGUUGCCUAGCAACAACAGCCUAGACUUCCUGGACCAGGAAUAUGAGCUGCUGCAGUCCCAGGGUGCUUUCGGGAGCGACGACCACUGCCUCAACGGUUGCCUUGACGAUGCAGAUGGAGGAAGGGGUCAGUGAUGACAGCUGGCUGCCGACGGUUUACUGAAGUUUUCUAUGGUCCAAAUAAGAGGCUGAGGAUACCUUUUUAGCGACCUAAGAGGGAGGGGUCUCUCUGCUGUCAAUCGCUUAGAUGCUUAGCAGGCCAUGCAGAAUGGACUGGACCAAGUUUCAAACCAAUUGAAUCAGACAAGUGAUUUGAAAGGAGUGGAUCCAUCUGAGCCGGUUCAUUGAUUAGAUACUACUUGUUGCUUGUGUCUCCAGUUCAGGAAAGCAGAAGGUGGUGACUUUAUCUUUUUCAGCAGCUAUACUGGAAAAAUAGGUUUGUACCACAGGUUCAUUCAUACAGUACCGAUCCUGAUUAAGAUUGUAAAAACACAAACACACACCCACACGCUGACACACAUGUACAUGCACAUACUGUGUAGACACACAAAAUGGAGAAGAAAACAAUUCGUUGUUAUGGAAAAAGACUACGUCAACAUGUAACAGUGACAUAAAGUGCUAUACUUUCUGUAAAAUGUUUCAUUAUAGCUUAUAUUGAUUUAAAUGGCUCAGCUUUGUUCACACACAAACAGCUGCCAUAGUCCCUCACCUGAUGCUUAUGAAUGCAUGCUGUAUGGACACCUCAUGUAUUAUUCCUUUUAUCUGGGUCAGUGUUGAUUUCUCCAUGGCUAAGAAAUUAAUUUUUAUACCAUCAAGAACAGAUUUUUGUACUCGGUUCUUCAAAGUGUAUUUAAUUCAUUCAUGAUCAUGAAGUUAUAUAUAAGGGAAGAUUUUUUUCAUUUGCUUAGACAACAUUUUAACCCUCAUGUGUUCUGACUCAUUUUUCCACAUUUUGGGGUUGUUUAAGCGACAAUUUGACAAUCACUGAUCAAUUACAAAGUUCCACAGGUCCGUGGUCAUGACCCCUCACUCCAUGAGUAAAACUUUAACGACACAUGCCCUGUGCAUCUUAAUUGCCACUGCAUUAAGUAUGCAUUUACACCUCAAACAAAGGCCACCUGACCUUAAAUCCAACCUGUUUAUUUUUGUUAGUUAUUUCCACUCCCUUGCACCUUUUUCAAUUUCUUUUUUCUUUUUAGUUUACGAAUUUCCUCAUUAAACCACUUCAAAUAUAGAGCAACCGAAGCCCUUUAAAAGAUCCAUCUCAUCUGUUAGUGUAAAUGUGCCAGAGUAGAGCGUGUUAUAUGGAGUGUCUCAUCGAGUGUGUCAUAUGGAUCUGCCUUAUUGCGCAUCUUUGCUGCCUUUCUUAGAGCUUUUAAUAUAUGAAAAUUGAAAUAAAGCGUCUGUUUAGUAUGUAUGUUGUAUAUUUGUUAUAGUUUGAGUAUCAAAGUGUUGACUGAAUGAUCACCAUGCUCAGAAGAUGUAUAUUUGUGAAAUAACUGUGUAAAGACCUCAGAUGUCAUGUCAUUUCACUUCUUUCUGUUUUAAGUUAUGUAUACAGCCACCAGAGGAUAUUCGGCAGACACAACAGCAUUUAUUCAGUUGUCAGUGCAGCCAAAAACUGUUUUCAAGAAAGAUCUAGAGCUGUAGCCAUCAUAGAAAUUAUUCUUUCUUGAAAACAUCUACAGUUCACCUUUGCUGCACUUCAAAGGAAAUUUUUGGAAACUUAAUAGUUAAGUUCUCAGAUUGUGCUUCGUAGGAAACCUGACAUUUUGGAGCCAAGGGGUUUUGUGUUAAAAUGCGCCAUAUUCAGUUUUACCUUACAAUGUUUUAAAUAGGAAAUGCUGCAGAGUUAGGGUAAGUCGACCACAGAAAAGUUACACAAAGAGAAACUUCUGUAAUGGACCCCACUGUAUGUAGGCAGUGUGUGUGUGUGGAGGGGUGAGAGUAAGUGAGCGAAUGAGUGGAUGAAACAUGUGGGUGAGUAGAUGAGCGGGAGAGAGGACUGGAGGUAGUUGGUUUAAGAGCAAGAGAGAAAUGUUUGGUAAAACCAGUCUUUACAGAGCUGCUGUUGACAGAGAUAAGGCAGACACAAACCUCAAGUGAUGUGCUAGAAUUUCUCCCCUUUUAUGCAGCCCUGAUAAUGCUGGUGAGGGUAGAUGAAAGGAAAAAUAUUGCAAUCAUAGGAUUUAAAUAAAUAAUUUUCUUUAAAAGGGUCUCAUGAGGGUGCAUUAGAGAGGAAGGUUAAUUGGUGACCAAAAUGGUUUGAUGUAUAUGUUAUACCUACAGUGGGAAAUGCAUUAGCACGAUUGGAUGAAAUCGUUUGAUCUGCCUUGGUUUGCUACAUGAAGUGAAUAUUUUUUACUAUAAAAGUUUUUAAAGGGCAUACAGAUGUGUUUGUAGAAGAGCCAAUCUCUCUCUCUCUCUCUCUCUCUCUCUCUCUCUCUCUCUCUCUCUCUCUCUCUCUCUCUCUCUCUCUCUCUCUCAAGCUCUUUCUCUCACAUGUGGUUUUCCCAUUUCUGUUAUUUUUAAACCACUGUUUCAUAUGUACCUGCCUUUUUUCAUGUGCAAUAUGAAGUGUCUGCCUCUGUGAUGUUGCAUAGAUUCCUAUGUAAAUACCUAUGCCUCUUGUUAAAUUAUUACUUUCAGUCUGGGUUCCCAAAAGCAUUUCAGAGUUAGAUCAUGAUGUUUCAAUUAAAAAAAAAAAAAAAAAAAAAAAAAAAAAAA
Molecule: messenger RNA, 7924 nt
Organism: Toxotes jaculatrix (banded archerfish)
Lineage: Eukaryota; Metazoa; Chordata; Actinopteri; Toxotidae
Gene: pde2a
Product: cGMP-dependent 3',5'-cyclic phosphodiesterase
Exons: 30
Coding region: 2723-5332 (869 amino acids)
Biological process (GO): regulation of mitochondrion organization; cGMP catabolic process; negative regulation of receptor guanylyl cyclase signaling pathway
Cellular component (GO): nucleus; cytosol; mitochondrial inner membrane
Molecular function (GO): 3',5'-cyclic-AMP phosphodiesterase activity; protein homodimerization activity; 3',5'-cGMP-stimulated cyclic-nucleotide phosphodiesterase activity
Source: RefSeq, a predicted model, not a curated record